Molecule: messenger RNA, 744 nt
Organism: Aphanomyces invadans
Lineage: Eukaryota; Oomycota; Saprolegniomycetes; Saprolegniales; Verrucalvaceae
Exons: 7
Coding region: 1-744 (247 amino acids)
Source: RefSeq, a predicted model, not a curated record
AUGCGACCGCACCGACCUCCUCUUCGGUCGCCGCCUCGAGGCAGCAACAACGACGAGCCGUCGUCGACCGUGUUGGACCCUGCAUUUGCCGACCCCAUUCGACGCCAAGUGCAGUCGUGUCGGAAAGCAGAUUUUCGAGAAGUGCUGAGUGGGUCAAAUCCCGUGCUUCGCCGGAUUGCGCUGUCACCUCGAUGUGAAGUGAACACCGCGCAGGCCUUUCGUGACGCUGUUCGCGAAGACAUUGUGUUGAAUGGCGUUCAGUUUGUCGGCGACCACCGCACCGAAGCGUUUGUCGCGGCGGUGAAGCGGAUUGUUGAAAAGUUUGUGACAAAGCCCAGGAAGGCGCUGCACGUCUCCGAUCGGGUCAUGCGGAGUUGCUCGCGCACGCACAGCGGGGCCGACGCGUACUUUGCCCUCCAAGAGCUAUUUGGGCACCCCGAUCUCCUCAUCAAACCGCGGAGCGACCCGCCUCCACCGCCCCUCGAAGUCACGUUAGGGGUCGAUCGUAAAGGGUCGCUCAAGUGCAGGAUUUGCGCGGCGAACUUGUUUGGCCUGUACAGACACGACGACAUCGAGCGUGAAGUGAUGCUGGGGCGAACGGCCGUCGUCCCACCGUUUGUGCUCGUGGACACGGUGAUCGUUGAAGAAAUCGACUUUGCCACCGACAUGGCGAAGCGAUACCUGAGCGUGCGGUCGCCCGAGCCCGACGUCGACGUCAAUUCGGAACUUCGCGAGUUGUUUUGA